AUGCAGUAUCUCCACUUCUUUUCAUGCAUUUCCAUGUUAUUGCUUUGCUCUGGCAUGUGCAGAGCUUUGGCGUGUGAAGUAAACGAUGCUAACAAAGGGAUUGCAAUCACCAUCGAAGUUAGCAAGUCAGGGGAAGGACAGUUCGAGACAAUUCAAAGUGCCAUUGAUUCUAUUCCUCCCUCCAAUUCUCAGUGGACCCGUAUUCGAAUUUCUCCAGGAAUAUAUAAGGAAAAAGUCACAAUUCCACAGGAUAAACCAUGCAUUUUUCUUGAAGGAGCUGGCACCAAAUUGACAAGUGUUGAGUGGGAUGCCCAUGCAGAUACAGCCUCUAGCACUACUUUCGCUUCGAAUGCUGAAGACAUUAUAGUGAAAGGCAUUACAUUCAAGAACACGUAUAACCGACCAUAUGAUCUAAGCAUGGCCAGUGACUCAGUCAGUCUAAAACAAGCCGUAGCAGUGGGAGUACUUGGGGACAGAACCGUCUUUUAUAACUGCUCCUUUUUGGGGGUCCAAGAUACCUUGUGGGACGCUUAUGGUCGCCAUUUCUUCCAAAACUGCUACAUUCAAGGUGGAGUAGAUUUCAUAUUUGGCAAUGGCCAAUCAAUAUAUGAGAACUGUGUACUAAGAUAUUCAUUUGGAGACUAUGCUACAAGCUACAAUUACGGCUACUUAACAGCAAAUGGAAGGGGAUCCGCCGAUGAUCCUAGUGGGUUUGUGUUCAGAAGAUGUAGGGUUAUUGGGAAGGGUACAGCUUAUCUUGGAAGAGCUUGGAAUGCCUUUUCAAGAGUAAUUUUUGUUGAUUCAUUCUUAUCGGAUGUUGUAGCACCAGAAGGCUGGUGGGCUUGGAACCACGUUGGCCAUGAAGCUUUUGAUUGUGAAGUAACUUAUGGCAACAACAAGGUUGCAGGCUCCAUCUAUAUCAGUAAGUCAGGGAGAGGAAACUUCAAGACAAUUCAAAGUGCCAUUGAUUCUAUUCCUCCCUGGAAUUCUCAGUGGAUCCAUAUUCGAAUUUCUCCUGGCAUUUAUCGUGAAAAAGUCAUAAUCCCACAGGAAAAAACGUGCGUUUUUCUUGAAGGAUUUGGCAGAAAAUCUACAAGUAUUGAGUGGGAUGACCAUGAGGAUACAGCCGCUAGCCCUACUUUCACUUCGAUUGCUGAUAACAUUAUAGUGAAAGGGAUUACAUUCAAGAACACCUAUAACCGUCCAAUGGAUGUAAUGGAUGUAAACAAAGACAAUCUUACACAAGCCGUGGCAGCGAGAAUACUUGGGGACAAAUCCGUCUUUUACCACUGCGCCUUCAUGGGGGUCCAAGAUACCUUGUGGGACGAUCAUGGUCGCCAUUACUUCCACAAAUGCCACAUUCAAGGUGGUGUAGAUUUCAUAUUUGGCAAUGGCCAGUCGAUAUAUGAGAAAAGUAUAAUAAAAUAUUCAAUUGGAGACUAUGGUCUAAACCGCUCAUACGGCUACAUAACAGCACAUGGAAGGGCAUCAGCUGAUGAUCCGAGUGGCUUUGUGUUUAAUAGAUGUGCAGUAAUUGGGUUGGGUAAAGCCUAUCUUGGGAGAGCCUGGAACACAUUUUCAAGAGUAAUUUUUACUAAUUCAUGGUUAUCGGAUGUUGUAGAACCAGAAGGCUGGUGGGCUUGGAACAACGUUGGCCAUGAGUAA
Corylus avellana is the source of this 1665-nucleotide messenger RNA. Its product is annotated as putative pectinesterase 10. The record is from RefSeq and is a predicted model, not a curated record. NCBI's taxonomy places the organism in Eukaryota, Viridiplantae, Streptophyta, Magnoliopsida, Fagales, Betulaceae. Gene Ontology annotation, biological process: cell wall modification; pectin catabolic process. Gene Ontology annotation, molecular function: pectinesterase activity.